This is a messenger RNA of Limanda limanda (common dab), 1748 nucleotides long. It is a transcript of the gene trabd2b, whose product is annotated as TraB domain containing 2B. Bases 1 to 1617 code for a protein of 538 amino acids. Lineage: Eukaryota; Metazoa; Chordata; Actinopteri; Pleuronectiformes; Pleuronectidae. Gene Ontology annotation, cellular component: organelle membrane. Gene Ontology annotation, biological process: negative regulation of Wnt signaling pathway. The transcript has 7 exons. The record is from RefSeq and is a predicted model, not a curated record. Gene Ontology annotation, molecular function: Wnt-protein binding; metalloendopeptidase activity.
AUGCUCUGGUCUCCGGGUCUCCGCUGGGUGCUGCUCUGCGCGCUGCUGCACGCCGCGGCACCCUGGGGCGCGCGGCCGGCCGACAGACCCAAGCAGUGCGUCGCACCGAAGUCGCAAAGUGACAUGAACUCCUUCCUGUGGACAGUGAAGCGUUCACCUCCACAUCCGCCCUCUUACUUAUUCGGCACCAUCCACGUCCCCUACAAACGAGUCUGGGACUUCAUGCCCGACAACUCGAAGCAGGCUUUCUACAACAGCCCGAAUGUUUUCUUUGAGCUGGACCUGACCGACCCUCGGACCAUCUCUAAGCUGACCAGCUGUCAGCUGCUGCCCCACGGGGAGAACCUGCAGACUCUGCUACCUCGGGACUUGUACCGCCGCCUCAAACGCCACCUGGACUACGUCAAACACAUGAUGCCUUACUGGAUGACCUCUGACCAGCGUGGCCGCGGCCUGUAUGCCGACUACCUGUUCAACGCCAUAGCAGGAAACUGGGAGAGGAAAAGGCCUGUGUGGGUGAUGCUGAUGGUCAACUCGCUGACAGAGUUGGACAUCCGGUCCAGGGGGACGCCGGUGCUGGACCUGUUCUUGGCUCAGGAAGCUGAGAGGUUGAGGAAGACGACAGGGGCAGUGGAGCGGGUGGAGGAGCAGUGUCACCCCCUCAAUGGGCUCAACUUCUCUCAGGUGCUGUUUGCUUUGAACCAGACUCUGCUGCAGCACGAGGGCGUUCGAGCAGGAAGCCUGCAGGGCUCCUUCACCACUGAGGACCUCAUCACACACUACAACUGUGGUGACCUCAGCUCCAUCAUCUUCAACCACGACACAUCACAGCUGCCCCACUUCAUCAACAGCUCUCUGCCUGCUCAUGACCGCACGACAGCCCAACAGAUUGACAGCUACUUUCGCCAGGAGCUCAUCUACAAACGCAACGAGCGCAUGGCCCGCCGUGUGUCUGCGCUGCUGCAGAGGAACCCAAGCAAGACCUACUUCUUUGCCUUUGGUGCAGGCCACUUCCUGGGGAACCACAGCGUGCUGGACAUCCUCAGGCAGGAGGGUUACGAGAUCUUCCACACGCCGCCGGAUUACCAGGAGCCAGUCGCAGAGAGUAAACCAGCUGAGGAGCCUGCAGCAGGUUCCAGUGAUGAGAGCCCAGACUCCAGCACUGUGUCUCCCACCAGCUGGGGGACCAGUUCAUCAGAGCUGGAGCUGGAAGACUUAGACCACGUCCCUGGACUCGGAGACGAGGAGCUGCCUCACAUGCUGCUCCCCGACAGUCUGAGCCAGCUGGAGGAGUUUGGACGACACAAGCGUCCACGCAAAGCUCACCGUGGACAUGGCAGACCUCGUCUCUUCAGUGACCUCUGGGUUCGCAUCGGGGACGGCACAACCCCGCCACCUAAUGUCAGGAUAGUCAACGGCUAUGUGACCGUGGACCCUCCUCUGACCCACCAGGAGCAGCGCAGACUGGUGGAGAUCUACGCCACCGAGCAACAGCCCAGUCCCCCGUCCUCCACCUCGCCCAGUCCAACCUCAGCUCAGCCAGCUUCGGUCCACGGCACACUCACACUGUCCUGUCUCUUAGCCUGGAUGUUAUCACACAUGCUGUUUACCUCCUGACCACAGGACAGCGUUAUCUCACAGGCAAAACACUCAGACACUGUUGCUUCCGUACCAGAGCAGUGGAAUGCACCUGAUAAACAGGGAAUGUCCGUCAACACAUGAAGACAAGAGGAUGGAGGAAUAUUUCA